CAGGCAGAAUGGGUGUAGUCUUUAUAUUGAUCUACGUUUUUCUCAAAUUCGGAACCCAUAACGUCACAGCAAUCGACUCGAAAAACGAAAAUCUUUCUGGAAAUAUUUGGUAUUCAAAAGAAGGUAAUCCAGAACUAAAUGAGGUAGAAAGAGACUUCAGGAAAUUAUCUCGAAAAGAAAAUCCUUUGAUUAGGUCUGGUAUUUCUGAUUCCCAGAUGAUUUACACUGGGUAUACAGGAGCUUUACUAGUAGUGCAGGAUAAGCCUAAAAAUAACAAAGGACUAGAUGACCGCCCUUUAUUUGAAAAUACAUAUUCCGAUAAUUCGGAUGAAAUGAGCAGUCUGUCCACAAGUGAUCAGUCGUUUAACUUGGAAAAGAAUAAUUCAAGUUAUCCUCCACUGGAUCCUAAACAAAGUGAAUCAUUUCAUGAUGUUAGAAUAUUACGACACUUAAACGUUUCCAGAAAAGGUGCUUCUACAGACUUAAAUUUAUCAGUCUUGUCCGACCGACAUAGGUCAUCAGAACAAUUCAAUUUAUCCAGAAAUGGUAGGUUUUCAACGGAUGUUGGUAAAUCCUACAGUAAAAAACCAUCGCAUAACUUGAACAUUGCCCCCAAAAAGUCGUUUUUAUUCUGGAAAGAUUUAACAACUGAUGAAUCUGAUGUCGCGAUUAACAUCUCAAUGCCCUCUUCUGAAUUAUUAACAUCUAGAGAGCAUGUAGAAUGGAAUGUAUGCAUUAAGGAUGUGGAACACAACAGAACGUGGUCAGAAGAAAAGGGCGGCGUGUUGAUCACAAUGGCUUGUCCAGACUCUUACAAAGGUCAGAUCUUCAGAAUGUGCCACAUUACUGGAUUAUGGGAUGACCCUGAUUAUCAGGACUGCAGACUUGUAAAUCUGGCAAAUUUGAAACAAACGUUACAAAUAACUCACAACCUUAAGAAUGGCCUGGAUAAAGCUUUAGCUUGUUAUAACGUUUUUGGAGAACUUGAAAGUAUCCUGACUGAAGAAAUCAUAUACAAUCAACAAGAUUUAUUGGAGGCCACUGAGAUCAUGACGUAUGCACUUGGAGCGUCGUCAAGCUUAUUAACGCACAGCAAUCUUAGUUCUUCGUUAAUUAGGGUCGUAAUGCAGUGUGUAGACAGGAUUUUAAUGGUCGACUUACUAAAGAAAGAACCAACAUCUAAAGAACAAAGCCUCAGGUACUUCCAAACCCUCAUUCUUGCUCUACAACAGUUUAUUAUGAAGUAUACAUGGGAAUUAGCGGCAUGUCCCAACUUCACGGCACUAAAUCGUCAUGGUUACCAAGCAGCGUUUACUCAUCAUGGUUACCAAAUCUCCGAUAAAUUAGUGAUCUACAAUGACUAUAAAAAUACUCCUGAACGUGAAAGUCAUGCAGGUAGAGAAAUGUUUGAAAGUUCAAGAAACUGGAUUGUGUGUGGGGUUCAAGUUUCUGGACUAAAGUACAUCUUGACGACGGAGAACGUGAUUGUCCGGAGUGCAUUGUCUAUUGUAACGAUUCAUAAGGAAGUAGCAACUGGGGACGAGCUCAACUACGAUAUUAAGUAUAACAUUACACUGGCGGUACUGGAUUCAAUUUCGGAUGACUAUGUUACUGAAUGUGCAACCAUGUGGAACACCAGCAGAAUUUGGAAAUAUGACGACUGUCAACUAGUAGAACAACUAGACGGGCAUGUAACAUGUAGUUGCAGUGGAGUUGGUGUGGUGGCUGUAGUGGAUAGAAGAAGACCUCCAAAAGAAGAACUCCGUGAAAACAACGCAGUAUCAUCAGUUAUUAUAAUCGGAUGUGCAAUAUUUCUUGUUGCAAUUGCUUUUACUUUGGUCACAGUUCCCUUUAAUUUCAGGACUACGAACCCAGGACCACCUAUCAUUCUAGUAAAUGUUCUUUUUGCCAUGGCUGUAAACCAAUUUAUCUUCAUCUUUGGAGCUGGAGCAACCUCAGGCAAGGUAUUUUGUACUUCGAUAUCGCUUCUACUUCACUAUCUUCACCUGGUCGCCAGCUUUUGGAUGGUUACUUACGUUGAAAAUCUCCACAGACGGUUACUGAACUUCCCUGACACCAAGUUUAGAAUUUUUGGAUAUUUCUUGGUUUCUUGGAUAAUUCCUGCCAUUUUUGUCUUCUUUUGCUUUGCAUAUUACCCUAAUGGAUAUGAAACCACUCUUUAUUGCUGGCUAUCUGUGCACAGAGGAAUGGGAAUAUCUUUCCUUGUACCAAUGGUGUUGUUGAUAAUGGCGAAUACAGUGUUCAUCAUAGCGUCUCUGAGGAAAUAUCUCUUUCUUCGAGCCAUCACCCCGAGAGAUGAAAUCAAUAAAAUGCGGCUAUACCUUCGAUCGGCUAUGGCAGUUCUACCCUGGCAUUUUAUUAACUGGUUCUUCAGCGUUCUUGCUUUGGAAUACUCUUCUACAACCACGUUACAUUACGUAUUUGCUCUAACUAAUGCUACCCAAGGUAUCAUUAUAUUUCAGUCUAACUGGGCGUCUUAUCCUAAGGCUGAAAAUAUCUCCUUUUCUGGACCAACAAAAUCUAGAAAGUGUACCGAACCAAGAUAUCCGAAAACUGCCGAAACGGUAUCGGUUAUUUCACAGGUCGAAAAGGAAAUUUCCGCUUUGAAUCGCGGGAAUUUUUACGAAAGUGAUCGUCGUCCUUUGUUUGUGAAAUCUUCUGUGAGUGUUUUAGAUGUCGUUUAAAAUAACAGUUUUGGACAACCUGGAUCGUGUGGUAUUAACUUUACUCUUUUCAAGCAUUAAAUAUACUACAGUUGAAUAUUUAAAUUAAAAAAAGAACAACAACUUAAAAGUCACUACAAGAUCUACAACGUUAAAGUUAUUUAGAAUACAAAUCGAUUGCUUUCUGUCUUAACUAACGAUUACCUGACUUAAGCUGUAUAACAAAUUAUGAAUGACUAGUGUAAUUAGUUACAUCUACCUUUAAUUGUGUAAUAGUUCCUGGGUUUAUGAUCAACAUAAUAUUUAAUGAAGUUGUGGAUACAAAAUUUUCUUCAUCAUUUUUCAUGAAAGAGUACGUAAUGACUUGUAUAGUUCACAAAUGCAUACAUUCAAGUAUUGAACAUUUUUAGAUAGAAAACUGACUACAGUCAUGCUGUUCAUACUUCUUCACAUCAGUCUAAAAUUCUUCGUAUAUAUACUUUCAAAUAAUCGUGAAAAAUAAAUUUGUUUAAGCAUCAUAAGCCACCUUUAUCUUUCGGCUUUUUUUCACUAAUAUAACCUAUUUAACGUACUGCAAGAAAGAGUUUCAAUCAAAUAAUAGUAUGUUAUUAUUCUAACAUAAUACUGUCAGUGAUGACACAAAUGUAGCUGAAUUCGAUGUUUAUAAUAAUUACCCUUAUUUUAUAUAAUUAUCCAAGUAUAUGAACAAUAAGAAUGGAAAAUUUAAUGAUUUCUUUCUGGCAAAGGUUAUUUGGCCUUUGAAAACUGUGGCCAUCCAUCAGUUCCUGCCCCCCAGUGGCUUAGCAGAGAUAAGUGUGGUGGCUUAUAACGCUAAAAAC
Limulus polyphemus (Atlantic horseshoe crab) is the source of this 3523-nucleotide messenger RNA. Its product is annotated as adhesion G protein-coupled receptor L4-like. Gene Ontology annotation, cellular component: membrane. Bases 9 to 2705 code for a protein of 898 amino acids. Gene Ontology annotation, molecular function: G protein-coupled receptor activity. Gene Ontology annotation, biological process: adenylate cyclase-activating G protein-coupled receptor signaling pathway; cell surface receptor signaling pathway. The transcript is spliced from 17 exons. The record is from RefSeq and is a predicted model, not a curated record. NCBI's taxonomy places the organism in Eukaryota, Metazoa, Arthropoda, Merostomata, Xiphosura, Limulidae.